AAACAAAGAGAACCAUAAAAAAUGGCGAUGAAGCAGCUUCUCUCUCUAGCUCGCCGGCCGCCCAAGCCUGCUUCUUCUUUCACCAUCGCCCGAUCGUCUUCCUCCGCCGCUUCUCCUCUCGCUUCUACUGCCUCUGCGGAAUCUAAAGAGAUCUCCCCUCCUCCACCAACCGCCAUGAUCUACGACCGCUUAGCCCUCUCCGUUAAAGAAAAGCUCCAAAAGCUCGAAAACCCAGAUUCCCGUUUCCUCAGAUACGGUUCCCCUCACCCCACCCUGGCAUCCCACGCGCACAUCCUGUCUUCCCCCGAAACCAAAAUUACUACUUUGCCCAACGGCCUUCAUGUCGCCACCGAAUCUACUCUGUCUUCCCGCACGGCCACUGUUGGGGUCUGGAUCGAUGCAGGGUCGAGAUUUGAGACCGAUGAGACAAAUGGGACUGCACAUUUCUUGGAGCAUAUGAUAUUUAAAGGUACGGAGAAAAGGUCCGCGAGGGAACUGGAGGAAGAGAUUGAAAAUAUGGGAGGGCAUUUGAAUGCUUAUACUUCUAGGGAACAAACGACUUAUUACGCCAAAGUCAUGGAUAAAGAUGUCUUUAAAGCGUUGGAUAUAUUAGCUGAUAUUUUGCAGAAUUCGAAGUUCGAUGAACAUCGAAUUAAUAGGGAAAGGGAUGUAAUUCUAAGGGAAAUGGAGGAGGUUGAGGGUCAAACAGAAGAAGUUAUUUUUGACCAUUUGCAUUCAACUGCUUUCCAAUACACUCCUCUUGGUAGAACUAUUUUGGGACCUGCUGAUAAUAUUAGGACAAUAGCCAAAGGAGAUCUGGAGAAAUAUAUUCAGACACACUACACUGCUCCAAGAAUGGUCAUUGCCGCAUCUGGAGCUGUUAAACAUGAGGAGGUUGUUGAGCAAGUAAAGAAGUUGUUUACCAAGUUAUCAUCUGAUCCAACCACUGCUUCUCAGCUAGUUGUGAAAGAUCCAGCCGCUUUUACUGGUUCUGAGGUGAGAAUAAUCAAUGAUGAUGUUCCUCUAGCACAAUUUGCAGUUGCCUUUGAGGGUGCAUCUUGGACAGAUCCAGACUCCAUCGCUCUAAUGGUUAUGCAGGCAAUGUUGGGUUCAUGGAGCAAAAAUGUUGGUGGUGGAAAGCACAUGGGCUCUGAUCUGGUACAGAAAGUUGCCAUUGAUGAAAUUGCUGAAAGCAUGAUGGCAUUCAACACUAACUAUAAAGAUACUGGUCUUUUCGGUGUCUAUGCUGUUGCCAAGCCUUAUUGUUUGGAUGAUUUGGCUUAUGCUAUCAUGUAUGAGAUAACCAAGCUAGCUCAUCGUGUUUCAGAAGCUGAUGUCAUUCGUGCUCGUAAUCAGCUAAAGUCAUCGUUGAUGCUUCACAUGGAUGGAACUAGUCCUGUAGCUGAAGAUAUUGGGCGCCAGCUACUUACAUAUGGUCGGAGAAUCCCAUUUGCUGAAUUAUUUGCUAGGAUUGAUGCUGUUGAUCCAAGCACUGUUAAACGUGUUGCAAACCGAUUUAUAUAUGACAGGGAUAUUGCAAUUGCUGCAAUGGGUCCUAUACAAGGUUUGCCUGAUUACAACUGGUUCAGACGGAGGACCUACUGGAACCGGUAUUAGAUUAUUUUGUUACUUGGUCCUUUGUUGGAAAAAUGAGACAACUAUAUGGUAACUUUUGCACAACCAAAAUCACUGGGAAAACACCAAGGUAGCACCAUUCUAUUUGAUUACUAGGGUUCUUGGUUCUGUAACUUCAUUGUUAUUCUGUAAUAAGGAAAUGGUGCUGUCAGUGGUUGUGCUGAGGAUCAUUGAGAAUUUGUUUCAGUUAAGCUAAAGGCACGUGAUGAUUCCCCAUCAUAAUGUUGAUAA
This is a messenger RNA of Hibiscus syriacus, 1866 nucleotides long. RefSeq names its product probable mitochondrial-processing peptidase subunit beta, mitochondrial. Lineage: Eukaryota; Viridiplantae; Streptophyta; Magnoliopsida; Malvales; Malvaceae. Gene Ontology annotation, molecular function: metalloendopeptidase activity; metal ion binding. Gene Ontology annotation, biological process: proteolysis. Gene Ontology annotation, cellular component: mitochondrion. Bases 22 to 1617 code for a protein of 531 amino acids. The transcript has 10 exons. The record is from RefSeq and is a predicted model, not a curated record.